AUGGAUGAUCUAGAGCCAGAUCGAUCACAUUUUAAGACACCUAUGCUAACACCAGUUGUUAGUGAUGCAAAUAAUCCAGACGAAGAUUCAGAUGUACAAUGUUCAAUAGCACAAACAGAUUAUCAACGUAUGGCUGAUCUUACAAGACAUUUUGAUGCACAUGCAAAUCUCAAUUAUCUAUUAAAUGAUAGUGAUUUAUCUCUUCAUCCUCAAACUUCACAAGAACGUGAUGAUGAUAUUCAUCCAUCUGUACAAGCAACUAUAUCAACACAAGGCAGUUUUUCUGGAAUUAUACCAGACAUAGAUUCUGACUUUGAAGCAAAACCAAGUGAUGUCUGUGCAGAGAGUUUCUGUGUACCUUGUACAAUGAAACUAGAUGAAAAAGAUGACAUCUUAUUUAUGAAACAAACAUCAACGACAUACGUAACAGAAUAUACUGAACCAAAAAAAAAUAAAAAUGAUAUUGGACAUAUUAUGAUUAGCUAUAAUCAUUCAACAAAAACUUUAUGUUCGAGAAUUGCUAGAGAAUUGAAAAAUUUAAAUUAUCUUGUUUGGAUUGAUCAGGAUAAUAUAUCUGGUGAUAUUUUAACAUCUAUGGCUUCUGCUGUCGAAAAUGCAUAUGUUGUUUUAAUGGCAAUUAAUGAUAAAUAUUAUAAAAGUCGAUAUUGUCGAUUAGAAGCUGAAUAUUCUGUUGAACGUAAUAAAGCAUCUAUUCCGAUGUUAAUGCAAGCAGGUUACAAAGCAAUUGGUUGGCUUGGAAUAAUUAAUGGAUCAAAAUUUCAAAUUGAUUUCAGUCAACUUCCAUUCGAUGAAGCAUUCAAUUUACUUAGACGUGAAAUAGAAGCGGUUCGACUUUCCCUAGGAGCCGAUGUAGAUGGUCAAACAAGUACGACGCAUAAUAGUUAUAAUAAUCAUGGCAUUACAACAAUGAGUAGUUCUUGGACUCCUGUUGUAAAUGUUAAUGAAUGGAAUGCUGAUGAUGUAAUUGAAUGGUUAAAUCGAGAAAAACUUGAAAUAUUCCAAAACGCUUUAUCACGUUUCACUGGAUCAACACUUUGGCAAUUAUAUAAAAUAAAAUUUGAUUCUGCAACAGAUUAUUAUCGAACCGUUGAAUCAUUACUUCCAUCAACAAUUUCUGAUAGACUUUUUUAUAAUUUAACAUUUAAUGGUGCACUUGAGUCACUUUUUUCCUCAUCGUAUCAGUCAAUACAACGACACUAG
Molecule: messenger RNA, 1221 nt
Organism: Rotaria sp. Silwood2
Lineage: Eukaryota; Metazoa; Rotifera; Eurotatoria; Philodinida; Philodinidae
Source: the annotation of a GenBank genome assembly